CCUCAGCAGACGUGGGAGAGUUUUGAGCAUCCCGCCUGAGGCUAAGACCAGUCACUAUUCACUAGCAGCAGUGUCAGUGAAUGGACAGUGAUCAGCUGAUGUUGGCCUCUUGUGACGGUGGGCUGAUGUCAUUGCCUGUUGUCGAGCGGGGCACUGCCAGGCGGGGAGGACAAGAAAAACUCCGAGUUUGGAUGAUAAUAAGUAAUUUAGUUCAGAGUAUGAUGUAAUGGAAAAGUUGUGCGCGAACUGUCGUAGAAAUCAGGAAAGGUUUACUUUAGUAAGGAGUGUAGUACAAAAGUGGAGAGUGGAUUGAGGAGUGCCUUCCGAUGCCAUAAAGAAGAUGGUAAUCUGUGUAGUGGACAGUAAGACCAAGGGCACUGUGAUUAGAUAGCAGCGUGUAUGAUAGUGCAUGAUCAUCUCACACCGGUGAUCACUCUGGCUCUCUAGGAGGCCCCCACUUGAUGAGGUAGCAUGGCUUUACUUCGGAUGGCUGUGGUGGUGGGAGCGGUGGCCCUUGUCUGGGGUGCCAGCCUCCAGGAAAUGUCUUUGGGAGGCUGGACAGUGCCACCAUUCACCCUUUGCCAACUUCUUGGUCUAGCAGCACUGGUAUACAUUGCCUGUGGAGGAUACUACACCCUAUGGCUUGUGUACAUGACUCUACCACGGGAUUUGAGAGCUGGUAUAAGAUAUCUGAAAGUUCUCAUAAAACUGAAAACAGCAUCAUACUUUAAUAGCAAUAUACCUAAGCUAUUUAUGGAGAAUGUACGCAAAAAUCCAAACAAAGUUGCUCUCAUAUUUGAAGAUCAAAAAUGGACUUUUGCACAGAUUGAUGAGUAUAGCAACAGGGUAGCCAACCUGAUGGUGUCAGAGGGAUACAAACAUGGGGAUACUGUGGCCUUAUUCAUGAUGAACCAACCAGAGUAUGUCUGCACGUGGCUGGGCUGUGCCAAGGUGGGAGUUGUGGCAGCGCUGAUCAACUUCAAUCUGCAGCAGACCCCACUGGUCCAUUCCAUCCAGGUAGCAGACUCCAAGGCCAUCAUCUGUGGUGUGGAGCUGCAGAAAGCCCUGAAAGAAGUGAGGAACCAGCUGAGUGUUCCAGUGUAUGUGUCAGGGUGUCAUAACACAGCUCCAGAAGUCAGUGAUGCUAAGAACCUGGACCAGCUGCUGAGCACUUCUAGUCCCACCCCACCCCUUAAGAUAGGCUCAGUUGGCACUAAUGACAAAUUGGUGUACAUCUACACCUCUGGCACCACUGGUCUGCCCAAAGCUGCCAUCAUCAAGCACUCCAGGUACUUGUUCUUUUGUGCUGCAGCCCACCACAUGGCCACCCUGAGGGAGGAGGACAUCAUUUACAACCCCCUUCCUCUAUACCACACUGCUGGAGGCAUGGUGGGCAUGGGCCAGGUGCUUGUGUUCAACUGCACUGCUGUCAUCCGCCGCAAGUUUUCAGCCUCUCAGUUCUGGAUUGAGGCCAAGAAGCACAAUUGUACUGUUGGUCAGUACGUGGGAGAGCUGUGCCGCUACCUCCUCAACACUCCAACCAAACCUGAGGACACCCAACACAAGGUAAGAGUGAUGUUUGGGAAUGGAGUAAGACCUCAGAUCUGGGAGCAGUUCACUUCCCGCUUCAAAAUGCCAGUCAUCGCUGAGUUUUAUGGAUCAACAGAAGGGAUUGCAAACAUAAUGAACAUGGAUGGCAAACCUGGUGCAUGUGGGUUUGUGUCAGUGAUAGUUCGCCAUGCCCUGCCUGUGUACUUGGUCAAGGUGGACCAAGAGACUGGGGAACCUUUGAGGGACAAAAAUGGACUCUGCAUUAUGUGUAAACCUGGAGAGCCAGGAGAAUUUGUGGGUAUGAUCAGAAAGAAUGACCCAAUGCGUGACUUCCACGGAUAUGCAGACAAGAAGGCUACACAGAAGAAAGUCAUUCAAGAUGUAUGGAAGAAAGGGGAUGCAGCAUUCAAGUCUGGUGACAUCCUGGUGAUGGAUGAGUUGGGCUACAUGUAUUUCAAGGAUCGAACUGGAGACACCUUUCGCUGGCGGGGAGAGAAUGUGUCAUCCACUGAGGUGGAAGGGGUGGUCUCCAAGAUGGCCAGCAACAAGGAUGCUGUAGUGUAUGGAGUCGAAGUUCCUGGGGCUGAAGGCAAGGCUGGAAUGGCAGCAAUUGUAGACCCAGAGGGCAACCUUAAUCUGACAGAUUUUCUUAAAGGGAUGAAGAAGAAUCUGCCUCCUUAUGCCUGGCCCCUGUUCUUGAGAAUACUGAAGGAGAUUGAUGUCACAGGUACUUUCAAACUGAAGAAGUUAGCCUUACAAAAAGAAGGCUUUGAUAUAAAUGUGGUUAAAGAUGAGCUUUACUUCUUGGAUGGGAAACUUGGCAAAUAUGUCAACCUGACUCCAGAACUUUUCACCAAGAUUAACGAUGCCAAAGUUGGACUGUGAAUAGUAUUUAAGUUAAGUACGUGCAGGGUAUUCAUUUCUUUAAGGAACUGUCUUCCACCGUGUUUCUCCAUCUCUUGAAUAGCACUGAUAGUUACACAUGGACCUGUUGUGAUCAGAGUUAUCCUAUCCUUUCAUAAAUUACAGACCUCUAUGGCUGUAAACAAAGCACAUAUCAGUAAGUUGCAUGGCAGCCAAUGCUAACAGGUUUUGCAUAUGUUACUACAGUUUGACACAUUUUAAACCAGUUUUGUAUACUGAGUGGUGUGCAAGCAGUCCAUUAAAUAGAUAUUUAUAUCAAAUGGUUAGGCCUUAGCAAGUCACUCAUAAUAAAUAAAUAAGUAUAUACCAGUGACUCAAUAUUACUAGUCUGGGGCUAGUAUGCAGCAUACCAACCAUUACCUCAAACCAAAGUUGCCUUCAUGGUGGAGUAUGACAAGUAAGAUGACUUGAAAUUAUUUUGACAUAAGAUGUGGCAUCUGGUAAGAGAAUGUGAUAAAUUCUGAAAGAUUAA
Messenger RNA from Portunus trituberculatus (swimming crab), 2947 nucleotides. RefSeq names its product long-chain fatty acid transport protein 1-like. Gene Ontology annotation, biological process: triglyceride homeostasis. Bases 472 to 2436 code for a protein of 654 amino acids. Gene Ontology annotation, cellular component: endoplasmic reticulum. Gene Ontology annotation, molecular function: long-chain fatty acid-CoA ligase activity; long-chain fatty acid transmembrane transporter activity. The transcript is spliced from 16 exons. NCBI's taxonomy places the organism in Eukaryota, Metazoa, Arthropoda, Malacostraca, Decapoda, Portunidae. The record is from RefSeq and is a predicted model, not a curated record.